Messenger RNA from Alosa sapidissima (American shad), 2039 nucleotides. RefSeq names its product phospholipase DDHD2-like. NCBI's taxonomy places the organism in Eukaryota, Metazoa, Chordata, Actinopteri, Clupeiformes, Clupeidae. Gene Ontology annotation, molecular function: triacylglycerol lipase activity; metal ion binding. The transcript is spliced from 15 exons. Bases 195 to 2009 code for a protein of 604 amino acids. Gene Ontology annotation, cellular component: COPII-coated ER to Golgi transport vesicle. The record is from RefSeq and is a predicted model, not a curated record.
UGGAGCUUAGACUAAUGAACAAUAUCACGCGAGGGUGGACGAAGCAUUGUGCCGUCCAGCGACUGCUGGCAAGGUCCUAUCUCUGCUGGGAUCACUAGACCUAUAGUGAGCUGACCUGUCCUCACAUUUUGUAAGGACAUUUUGGAUGUGACACCUCUGUCAGUGUAUUAUGGACCAAGGUUCGGUUGUUUCCUAUGAACCGGUCCAACCUCACUGGCUCUACUAUGAUCAUGUGGACAGUGAUGGUGCCUUUCAGCCAGUACGACUCAAACAAUCUCAAUGAUGCUUUCAACAGAGUGACAGAGGGGCAAGAGGAAGUUGUGGCCACUGAAGGGGCUCACUAUGACGUCCUGCUGACGGAGCGAAUCCGACGGGCAGCCUACUGGAAGGAGGAGCCCACCUCGGUCCGCCGGGGCACGUGGUUCUAUAAGGGCGCCAAUGACCACCACUACAUACCAUACCCAGAGUCCUUCAGUGAGCGCCUGGAGCUGGCAUUUAUGGGGGCUAUGCUGCAAGACCAGUGGAGGAAGACUGUGGAGCUUCCAACUGGUGAGGUAGUAAUUCUUCAUAACCCCAAGCUUGCCACACCAUGGCCUUCAGUGACAUCAAUAGAUGACUGGGCUUCCACUGAUCAUAAAAAUGCUUGUUCAGUGAAAAGGGGAAUAGAAAACACUGGUGCUGAGAUUCCUCAGGGACAGCCUGAGACUGUUGAUCACCUGGUGUUUAUGGUGCAUGGGAUUGGGCCUGCAUGUGAUUUUCGCUUUCGAACCAUCAUCUCAUGUGCAAGUAGCUUUCGUCAUGCGGCACGGGAGCUGGUGGAGACCCACUGCAGGGCAGCGCGAGCCGGGGGCCGGGUGGGCCGGGUGGAGUUCCUGCCAGUCGAUUGGCACACCCGUCUCCAUGGCAACGCCACGGGAGUGGACAAGGUCAUACAACGCAUCAGCCUGCCUAGCAUCGAGCGGCUCCGAACCUUUACCAAUGAAACAUUACUGGACCUGUUCUUCUACAGCAGCCCCACCUACUGCCAGAUCAUCCUUGACACCGUGGCGACGGAGCUCAACCGCCUCCAUGGCCUCUUCUGUUCUCGUCACCCUGACUUCCAGGGCCAGGUGUCUCUAGUGGGCCACAGUCUAGGCUCUCUCAUUCUGUUUGACCUUCUGACUAACCAGGUGAUUGGCUCAGGCCAUCCCCACUCCCCUGAGGACCUUGGCAGAGGUGUGACAGCCAUUUUGGCUCCUAGUCCCCAGAGUAGUGGCCUGAGUGCAACAGUGAGCAGUAUGUCUUCAGACGGAAACCAGCCCACCAAGUUCCACCGCAUGCGUCUGAUCAGCAGCAGUGUGGACAAUGACAGUUAUGACAUAGGGGUUGGCCAGGUGUCCAUCCGAUAUCCUCAGCUCUCCUUUAACCCCUACAUGCUCUUUGCUUUGGGCUCCCCUAUCGGGAUGUUCCUGACUGUCCGGGGUCUCAGGCACAUUGACCCUGACUAUUCCUUACCCACCUGCAAGGGCUUCUACAACAUCUAUCAUCCUCUGGACCCAGUGGCAUACCGUGUCGAGCCUCUGAUCGAACCCAACACAUUCAUGCCACCUGUCCUCAUUCCACACAUCAUUACUAAGAGGAUAAACCUGAACUUUGGGCAGAGUGUGGCACGCCUGACCACAGACCUGCAGCACAAGAUGGCGUCUGUACUUUUCUACGCCUGGCAGUACCUCAGCCGCAGACCCAGUGGCAGGAAACUGAGCAUACAAAGUUCAUCAGCUUUACAGCAACAAGAGUCCAGCACAGUCCCAGCCCAGUCAGAGAGGACCAAUGGCAUCAGUACUGGGAUGCUGAACAGGGGGCGAAGGAUUGACUAUGUCCUCCAACAAACGACCAUGGAGAGCAUCAAUGAAUAUCUGUUUGCCAUCCAGAGUCACUUGUGUUACUGGGAGUCAGAGGACACCGUUCUGCUACUCCUGAAGGAAAUCUAUGAGGAGUCCGACAUUGUGUUUGAAGACCUGCCAUCAUAAACAAUUAAAGUUGCUUUUCUCAGACUGUAA